AUUCACGACAGAUUUGCAAGAAGUUGUGUGUUCUUGCCUUUUGCUUUUUCUCCACCAACUACUUUACUUUCUCUGUUUCUUAAUGGCUUCUACACUUGCUCAAGAUGGUCGUGUCAUCGACGACACCCGUAUCCUAGGCUACGAUCCUCUCAUUCAACCGGCCUUGAUUCGUCAAGAAAUUCCUCUUACUCCCCGAUCCGUUAAAACGGUGGCUGAUGGGCGGCGGAUUGCCGCCAGUAUCCUCGCUGGACGCGAUCCCCGUGUACUUGUCAUCGUCGGGCCUUGCUCAAUCCAUUCUCCUCAGUUAGCCUUGGAUUAUUCAUUCAGGCUUAAAGAGCUCGCGACAUCGUUAGGUGGGCUCUUCAUCGUCAUGCGUGCAUAUUUCGAAGUCGGUCUUAAACCACGCACGACCGUUGGCUGGAAAGGGUUGAUUAAUGAUCCCGACAUUGACAACACAUUCAAAAUCAACAAAGGGCUUCGUAUCGGCAGACAACUUCUUUGUGACAUCACUGAUAUGGGACUGCCUGUUGGCUCGGAGCUUUUGGAUACGGUUUCGCCACAAUUCCUUGCUGAUUGCUUGAGUUGGGGUGCCAUCGGCGCACGCACCACUGAAUCUCAACUUCACCGCGAACUCGCCUCCGGUGUAUCUUUCCCCAUUGGUUUCAAGAAUGGCACUGAUGGCUCCGUCCGUGUUGCAGUUGAUGCUAUGCGCAGUGCAUCAAAUCCCCAUGCGUUCAUGGGUGUUACAAACCAAGGUCUUGCAGCGAUUGUCAAGACUACCGGGAACCCCGAUCUGCACGUUAUCCUUCGUGGUGGCACAAAGGGAACGAAUUAUGACGCACAGUCCGUUCAGGCUGUCGAAAAUGACCUCAAAAAAGCGAGACCUGAGGCUUUCCCGAGCAUCAUGGUUGAUGCUAGCCAUGGGAACUCGCUCAAAAACCAUAACAACCAGCCCAAGGUUGUUGAUGUGAUCUGCGAACAGUUGAAGGCUGGUGCCACGGCUAUCACUGGGGUAAUGAUUGAGUCGAACAUCAAUGCUGGUCGUCAGGAUGUUCCACCUGAGGGUCCUGAGGGUCUCCAGUAUGGUAUUAGUAUCACCGAUGCCUGCAUCGGCUGGGAAACCACCGUCAGGGUUUUGGAACGUUUGAAUUCUGCUGCUCUUGCUCGACGCACUUCUUCCGUUUGAGUCUGAACGAACCCAGGCCUUUCAGGCCCCGGAUAAUGGGGGAUUGCUCUGGAAGCCUUCGUUUCUUGAUCAUCUAAAACGCGUUCUUUGCCACUGAACAGACGACGCCAUUUGUAAUACAAUGUGCUCAGAGUACAUAGAUUUAUUCCCGCUACUCUGUAGCGGGUCUUGUAAAAUUUUCGACCCUGAUUGAAUGCGUUUGAUGACGAGGUCCUCUAUUAUUGCCAAUUCUACAUAACCAGGGUCCUCC
Cantharellus anzutake is the source of this 1436-nucleotide messenger RNA. RefSeq lists its product as uncharacterized. The transcript has 9 exons. Gene Ontology annotation, molecular function: 3-deoxy-7-phosphoheptulonate synthase activity. Gene Ontology annotation, biological process: aromatic amino acid biosynthetic process. The record is from RefSeq and is a predicted model, not a curated record. Gene Ontology annotation, cellular component: cytoplasm. Lineage: Eukaryota; Fungi; Basidiomycota; Agaricomycetes; Cantharellales; Hydnaceae. The coding region runs from base 83 to 1186 and encodes 367 amino acids.